Molecule: messenger RNA, 3766 nt
Organism: Silurus meridionalis
Lineage: Eukaryota; Metazoa; Chordata; Actinopteri; Siluriformes; Siluridae
Gene: nherf2
Product: Na(+)/H(+) exchange regulatory cofactor NHE-RF2
Biological process (GO): protein localization to plasma membrane
Cellular component (GO): apical plasma membrane
Molecular function (GO): protein-membrane adaptor activity; signaling receptor binding
Source: RefSeq, a predicted model, not a curated record
CAAUCCCCUUUCUCUCUCACACACACACACACUCUUUUCCUCAGGGAUCACUCAACUCAGGUUUCCUGCUUUUGCCUUCCACAGCUUCUAGAUGCAGUUCUUGUUCUCGUUGAGGUGCCUCUGAUUUUUUCACAGACAAACAACCGGAUUCUUUUUGUUUAUUUUUUAUUUUUGAUUCUUGACUUUUAUGUACAAGUUUGUACUUUAUGACUGAGUAUUAAUCAGUGGCAGAGGAGGGUUUUUUUUUAUCCUGAAAUAGUUACAAAAAAGAAAAGGAGGAGAAGAAGGAGAAGGAGGAAGGUUAAGGAGGUGGGUUUUAUUUUUUUAUUUUUUUAGUCUGCUGCUGAAUAAAGUCAGUAUAAAAUCAGAGAGUGAGAAAAGAGAAAACUGGAGCGUCUCAGACAUUAUAGUCUGUUAUUCAGUUUUUAUUCUCAAUUGGAGUGGAUUAUUUUGCACCAACGCUCUCACCAGCACUCCAGCAUUUGGGGGUUGAAGGAUCUUUCAGGAGGUACUGUGGAAACAAACAUGGUCCACCGGAUGAUCUAAACGGACAGACGGAGGUGGAGACAGAGGUCGAGGAGGUGACGAGGAGGAAGACGACGAUGAUGAUGAUGAAGGCUGAUGUGCAGAAGGAGAUGGAUGAGAAGAACCUGCGCCCCCGACUGUGCUACCUGACCAAAGGCGAGCGCGGUUACGGCUUCCACCUGCACGGAGAGCGCAGCAGCGGAGCGCAGUUCAUCCGCAGGAUCGAGGCGGAAUCACCAGCAGAACUGGCAGGACUUCGCUCCGGGGACCGCGUGGUGGAGGUGAACGGAGAAAACGUGGAGAAGCUCUCGCACCAGGAGGUGGUUCAGAAGAUCAUGGAGGUAGAGAACCGGACGAGGCUCUUGGUGGUGGAUCGAGGGACGGAGGAGUUCCUGCUUCUCCACUCUCUGCCCUGCGUUGAGGACCUGGCCGUGGAGAUGAGCUGCCUCCUCUCUCCUCGCACAUCCUCGUCUUCUCUCGCUUCCUCCACCCUCAGCUUCUCAACAUCGUCACGUGGCUCGGUCACUCCAUCACCACCGGCAUCCAUCAUUUUAUCACCACGAGACUUCACCACAAUCUUCUCUGACUCCAUUACUUCAUCCCCGCUGCCCAAAUCCAUCACUUCAUCACCACCGGAUUCCAUCACUCCAUUACCUUGUGACUCCAUUGUUCCUAUUGUUCCGUCGCCAUGCAAGUCUGCCACUCUAUCACCAGAUGACUUCAUCGAGCGCUCGUCACGAAACUCCGUUAAUCUAUCACUGUGUGACUCCACCACUUGUUCGUCUUCUAACUCCAUUAAUCAAUCACCACGUGCCUCUGAAAUUCAACCACCAUCCAGCCUCAUUAAUCAAUCACCUUGCGACUCUGCCACUUGUUAUUCAUCUAACUCAAUUGAUCAAUUACCGUGUGCCUCUGAAAUUCAAACACCAUCCAACCCCAUUAAUCAAUCACCACGUGACUCUGCUGUUCCAUCUCCGUCUAACAACAUCACUCAGUCCCUCUAUGACUCCAUCGCUCAGCCCACCUAUAACUCUAUUACUUCACCACCUUCCAACUCCGUGACUCAAUCCCCCUACGACUCCAUCACUCAGUCUCCAACCAGCUUCAUCACUACUCCUUUCACCAUGGAGAAAUCACAGGAGACCCACGUAGUGAAGAUCAUCAUCACUCCAGACAAAAAGGAGACUUCAGGAACUGAGGACGUCGUGGCGCGUGACCUGAGGCCACGGCUGUGCCACAUUGUGAAGGAGCAGCAGGGUUUCGGCUUUAACCUGCACUGUGAGAAGCGGCGUGUGGGGCACUACAUCCGCUCAGUCGACCCUGACUCACCCGCACAGAGAGCUGGACUACAGCCAGGAGACAGACUCAUCCAGGUGAACGGCAAAAGCGUGGAGGGUUUGAGACACACCGAGGUGGUGGAGAUCAUACGAAAAGGAGGAGGACAGACCAAGCUAUUGGUGGUGGAUCCGGAAACGGACGCUUUGUUUCAGAAACUGGACAUCACACCGACAACGGCACACCUUAACGAAGACUGUGUGGACGGUCCACUCAUUCAGAGUCCAACCUCAACCUGUCCAACCACAAAAAGCUCUGCGUCUCCUUCUAACAUCUCCAACGGUUCACAGAUCCGAGAGCCGAUCACCAGCCUCGCUCCGCCCGUUCCACCAAUCAGAAACGGCUCUCUGAAGCAGCAGACUCAGGGAAGCUCCUCCUCCAGGUCCUUUGCUUCAGAGAUAAGUUCAGAGCUGAGCAGUCCGGACACCAACAACAAGGUAUUGGACUCGGACUGUAACAGCGCCCCCUGUGGAUCGGAGGUGAAAGUGGUGAAGGGGGUGAAUGGUUCGGACCCGCUGUGUGCGAGUGGCCUGCACCUGAGCCCCACGGCAGCCGAGGCCAGACAGAAAGUCCAGUCAAAAAAGGCAAACAAGAGAGCGCCCCCUAUGGCCUGGAACAAGAAAUAUGAGAUCUUCAGCAACUUCUGAUUUCUUCAGCCAUGAAACAGAGGGCAGACGAAACCCUUUACCCCAAAGACAAGGACACGGAAUGGGAAAAUAUCACUAUUUCAGCUUUAUACAUGCAGUAACGUGUAAAAGGAGAGGAGGAGUGAAUGAAGGUACAAAGGUUGAGGAUUGAAAGUGAUGGUAAAGAAAUGUGAAUGAAAGAGUGAAUGACAAUCUGGUAGUAUGUAGGGAGAUAGGGGAAUACAGAUCUAUAAUAUAUGGCAUUGAAAACAGAGAGAGUAAAAGAGAGAGAGAGGAAAUGAGUAGGAGCGCUAUGGAAACAGUAAUGGUGGAGGAAUUCUGAGGUAAUUUCCUCUAUAAUGAAUGUUAAUGUUCAUGCAUACAGAGCGUAAAGAUGAAGCACCAGGACAGAAACAUGUCUGACUGAACUUUAUAUAUUUAUAUCCACGUUUUAAAAGUGAAACGUUUGAUCAUCUUUAUUAUAUACAAGAUCAGCGUCACGCUAAACAGAUAUUUAUACACACGGGAAGCUCUAGAAAGUUCUAGAAACCUCUCACGUGCAGUUUUAUUAAGCUGUAACUGAAGCCUCAUCUCUUCUCACUGAACCUUUAACUUUUGCUAUAUUAUUAUUAUUAUUAUUAAUAUUAUUAUUAUUAUUAUAUAAAUGAGCAAUAGUUAAUAUAUGUGUUUAAGAAUGACUAAUACUUUAACAUUUUAAAAAAUUAUGAUCUAAAUACUAAUUUAUUAUGCAUUUAUUGUGUUUAUUUGCUCGUUUUGCCAUAAAAUGCUGCAUCAUUUUUUUAUAACCAAAUCACUAUUGGAUUUUAUUGUCUUUUUUUUAAACGCAUGUCUCAGGAUUCCAGCAUGAACUCACUACCUUUUAUCAUCAAUAUUUUUAUAUACAAAUAUAUAAUUUUGAUAAGAUUUUAGACCUGAUUAAUUACAAAAUCUAUAUUAUAGAUAUAUUAUAGUUCCUACUGAGUAAUCUUGUACUAAUACAUUGAAAUUUUUUUUUUUCCAUUUAUUUUUAUUAAUUUUAUUUUUAUUUGGAAGCUGAAGCCUGUGUUGUAACAAGGCCAGAGUGAACUUAUCCUCAUAUUUUCUCUUUUUUUUUUUUUUUUUUACAUUUAUAUCUAUUUCAGAAAUAGCCGCGCUUUUUUUUUUUUUCCCCCGAAAAAAGUUUUUACGAUAAAACAAGUUUUCCAUACGACGAAAUGUAAAACAACAUUUUUAUAUAUUCACGAUAUCUACAUUUGUAUGUAUGUUAUAACUUAAUAUAA